AUGGGACCAGCCAAUAAAUCUCAAACAUCUCCAGACACCUUCUUGCUGAUGGGCAUCCCAGGACUAGAGCACCUGCAUGUCUGGAUUGGGAUUCCCUUCUGCUCCAUGUACAUGGUGGCUGUGGUGGGGAAUGUGACCAUCCUGGCCGUGGUGAGGGCAGAGCGAAGUCUCCAUGAGCCGAUGUUCCUCUUUCUGUGCAUGCUCUCCAUCACUGACCUGGUCCUCUCCACAUCUACACUGCCUCGCAUGCUCUGUCUCUUCUGGCUCGGAGCCCAUGACAUUUCCUUUGAUGCUUGUCUGGCUCAAAUGUUCUUUAUUCAUAGCUUUACUGCUAUGGAAUCAGGCUUUUUCCUGGCCAUGGCCAUUGACCGUUAUGUGGCCAUUUGUCAUCCACUGCACCAUACCACAAUUCUCACCCAUGCUCGCAUUGCCAAAAUGGGAACUUCUGUGGUACUCCGAGGAGUGGCCUUCUUUUCCCCACAUCCCAUCCUGCUCAGGCAGCUGCCCUACUGCAGGACUAGAAUCAUUGCCCACACCUACUGUGAGUUCAUGGCCGUGGUGAAGCUGGCAUGUGUGGACACAGGAGCUACCAAACGUUACAGCCUCAGUGUGGCCUCUGUCAUUGGUUCCUGUGAUGGCUUUUUCAUCGCUGUCUCUUAUGUCCUAAUCCUCCGUGCAGUCUUUCACCUUCCAUCACGGGAAGCAAGUUUUAAAGCUCUUGGCACCUGUGGCUCCCAUGUCUGUGUCAUCCUCGUUUUCUACUCCACAGCUGUCUUUACCUUCCUCACUCACCGCUUUGGCCACAAUGUGGCCCCCCAAAUUCAUAUCUUUAUUGCCAAUAUGUACCUUCUGGUACCACCUUUCCUUAACCCCAUUGUUUAUGGUAUUAGAACCAAAAAAAUUCGAGACCAUGUUCUUAGUUCUCUAAAGGUAAAAGUCAAUUGA
This is a messenger RNA of Suricata suricatta (meerkat), 945 nucleotides long. RefSeq names its product olfactory receptor 52D1-like. NCBI's taxonomy places the organism in Eukaryota, Metazoa, Chordata, Mammalia, Carnivora, Herpestidae. Gene Ontology annotation, cellular component: membrane. Gene Ontology annotation, molecular function: G protein-coupled receptor activity; olfactory receptor activity. The transcript has a single exon. The record is from RefSeq and is a predicted model, not a curated record. Bases 1 to 945 code for a protein of 314 amino acids. Gene Ontology annotation, biological process: G protein-coupled receptor signaling pathway.